AUGCCGGACACGUCGUUCUCCCCAAGCCCUUACCAAGCCCUGUACAUGGGCAUGGAAUUGGUCAUCGCUGUGUCCUCAGUGAUAGGAAACGUGAUGGUCAUCUGGGCAGUAAAAAUGAACAGGUCUUUAAGAGACACAACCUUCUGGUUCAUUGUAUCUCUGGCGGUGGCAGAUAUCGCAGUAGGAGCGCUGGUCAUCCCACUAGCCAUCACUAUCGAUGUCGGAUUCCAGACUCACUUCUACAGCUGCUUGCUGGUAGCGUGCAUAGUGCUGGUUCUCACCCAGAGCUCCAUCCUCGCCCUGCUCGCCAUCGCCAUCGACCGGUACCUAAGGGUCAAGAUCCCAACCAGUUACAAGAAUGUGGUCACUCCGAAACGAGUGGGAUUGGCAGUGGUCGUUUGCUGGACAGUAGCCUUCAUAGUUGGCCUGACUCCCAUGUUUGGCUGGAACAACUUGCACGAUCUCCAGAUGAAGAACGGCUCACUCAGCACCGACCUCAUCAUCUGUAAGUUCGAGACCGUCAUCAGCAUGAAAUACAUGGUCUACUUCAAUUUCUUUGGCUGGGUGCUUCCACCACUUCUCCUCAUGCUGGCCAUCUACAGUGAGAUCUUCUACAUGAUCCACAAACAGCUGAACAAGAAGGUGAGCAACAGCCAUACUGACCCUAGCAGGUACUACAACAAAGAACUGAAGCUGGCAAAGUCUCUUGCACUUGUCCUCUUCCUGUUCGCUGUCAGCUGGCUCCCGCUUCACAUCCUGAACUGCAUCACGCUCUUCUGGCCAAAAUGCAAAAAGAAUAUUUUAUCUAUCUACAUUGCCAUUUUACUUAGUCAUGGCAACUCAGCAGUGAACCCCAUCAUAUACGCCUUCCGAAUUAAAAAGUUCCGCACGGCUUUUAAGGCGAUCUGGAAGCAGUACUUUUGCUGUAAGGAAACUUCUCCACUCGAAAACCAGACGAGUGAGAGAUUCGAUAUUCCACAUGUUAAACAUCCGGCCGCUCAGACUCCAUCUCCAGUGGAGCAUAACAACAUUUGA
Trichomycterus rosablanca is the source of this 1035-nucleotide messenger RNA. It is a transcript of the gene adora1b, whose product is annotated as adenosine A1 receptor b. Gene Ontology annotation, molecular function: G protein-coupled adenosine receptor activity. Gene Ontology annotation, cellular component: plasma membrane; synapse; dendrite. Bases 1 to 1035 code for a protein of 344 amino acids. The record is from RefSeq and is a predicted model, not a curated record. Gene Ontology annotation, biological process: G protein-coupled adenosine receptor signaling pathway. Lineage: Eukaryota; Metazoa; Chordata; Actinopteri; Siluriformes; Trichomycteridae. The transcript has 2 exons.